CCCGCCCCGCCUGUCCCGGGACUGGCGGGGCCGGGGAGCCCAGUGCCCAAGUCGCCCCGGGGUGGCAGUUCCCGUUAACCUUAACCACAAAGUCAAGACGGCAGAGCUGGUGCUCCGGAGGCCUCCGUGAAUGCCAGCGGCCUGCUGGCGCGAGCACAGUUCCGCAAGGACGAUGUUGAAGAGUGGCAGCGAUGGUGAGCGUCAUCUUCUCUCUAACUUGGCAGGAGAUGGGCCUGUGAUGAAGAUCAAGCAAGAGAAGCCCGAGCGGCUGGUGCCGCAGGCCGUGCUUUCCGAGAAGGAUAAGGAAAACAUCUUCCAGCAGCAGCAUCGGAGCCUCCCGCCAUGCCAGACCGCUGGGAAGCCUCGGGCCUUGGGGGGACAGGAGGAGACUGGGGGUCCGAGGUGGGCCCCUCUCCCUGAGCAGGCCGGGGAGCUGGCGGGCCGGGCUCUCUCCGCCGGCGAGGCUCACUUCGUGUGCCUGGACUGCGGGAAGCGGUUCAGCUGGUGGUCGUCCCUGAAGAUCCACCAGCGCACCCACACCGGGGAGAAGCCGUACCUGUGCGGCAAGUGCGGCAAGAGCUUCAGCCAGAAGCCCAACCUGGCGCGCCACCAGCGCCACCACACGGGCGAGCGGCCCUUCUGCUGCCCCGAGUGCGCCCGGCGCUUCAGCCAGAAGCAGCACCUGCUCAAGCACCAGAAGACCCACGCGCGGCCCGCCACCCACUCGUGUCCCGAGUGCGCGCGCUGCUUCCGCCACCAGGUGGGCCUCCGCAUCCACCAGCGCGCGCACGCCCGGGACCGGCAGGGCGCCCGCGCGGGGCUGCAGGACUUGCUGCGGGCCGCCGCCGCCCGCAGGGGCUGUCGCCUGCGGCCCGGGCCGCCGCGGGGCCGCCCCGAGUGGGCCUGGCUGGGACUCUGCCAGGGCUGGUGGCGCCAGGCUGAGGCCCGGGCCGCAGUCGCCGCCGCCGCGGGGCCCGGCGAGCCGCGCCAGUUCAUCUGCAACGAGUGCGGCAAGAGCUUCACGUGGUGGUCGUCCCUGAACAUCCACCAGCGCAUCCACACGGGCGAGCGGCCCUACCCGUGCCCCGAGUGCGGCCGCCGCUUCAGCCAGAAGCCCAACCUGACGCGGCACCUGCGCAACCACACGGGCGAGCGGCCCUACCCGUGCCCCGAGUGCGGCCGCCGCUUCAGCCAGAAGCCCAACCUGACGCGGCACCGGCGCAACCACACGGGCGAGCGGCCCUACCCGUGCACAGAGUGCGGCCGCAGCUUCAGCCAGAAGCAAAACCUGACGAGAAACCGGCGCAACCACACGGGCGAGCGGCCCUACCUGUGCGCGGCGUGCGGCCGCGGCUUCAGCCAGAAGCAGCACCUGCUCAAGCACCAGCGCACGCACCGCGGGGCCCUGGCGCCCGCCCCCGGCGCCCAGGACCAGGCGCUGUAGCGCGCCGCGGACCCGAGCGGACUCGCGGUGGGGGCGGGAGGGGAUGUCUGUGGCGGUGCGCGUGGCCAGGAACGGUGGCUUCUGCAACCCCGGGGGGUAAACCCUCGUCCAAAGGCGAUUUCCUCGAGGCUAGAGAAAAGAAUUCCAGAAGCAUCCCAAAGGGGGCAGGUAAAGGUCCAAGUGUGGGCUCAGGGAGGACGUAGGAUGAAACAUCCUCACUCUGGAGCCCGGAUGUGCCCGUCGGUCCGUCGGAGGUGGGACCCCAGGCCGCACGCACCCGGGGAGGGGGCUGUCAGGGCUCUGGGAGAGGCUCCCUGGUGUGAAAUGGCCCAGGGCUGGACUUGAUCAGCUGUAGCAGCAGCCGGUCACGUGCAGGCUGCGGGAUGGCCAGGGGCCAGUCUAGUGGGGGAAUUUUAACAGACCGAUAGCAAGGACAGAAGCCAACAGUCGUGGCUGAGGAGGCGCAAGAGCAGUUUCAAUGCCAAGGGCAGUGCCCGGCACUUAAUGGCUAUUCAGUACAUGUAUUUGGAAGGACCGAAUGGUUCCGCGGCCCUUCCCAACCGUGAGUGCCCCAAAACCCAGAGUGCUGUCACAGUGGGCUGGACAUUGGGACUGGUAUGUGUGUGGUGGCCGGACUGGGGUAGGAGAGGGGUGGUGGCGUCUGAGGUUCAGUAGCUUGGGGAGGGGCCCCCAGCAGGAAGGAAGCACGUGUGGCGCCCGCCAGUGGCCGGCCCCGACUUGGCUCUUCCUCAAUGUCAGUGUUGCAGAAGAGAAAAAAUGAAGAAUGGACGGUCUCA
Molecule: messenger RNA, 2241 nt
Organism: Hyaena hyaena (striped hyena)
Lineage: Eukaryota; Metazoa; Chordata; Mammalia; Carnivora; Hyaenidae
Gene: ZNF775
Product: zinc finger protein 775
Exons: 5
Coding region: 131-1444 (437 amino acids)
Biological process (GO): regulation of transcription by RNA polymerase II
Molecular function (GO): DNA-binding transcription factor activity, RNA polymerase II-specific; RNA polymerase II cis-regulatory region sequence-specific DNA binding
Source: RefSeq, a predicted model, not a curated record